AUGCCUGCUUCCUUGCAACCCAGAAUAUUUUAUGGUUUAAAUACUAAUAUUAUUUCAAACGCGCAUUACAUUACAGAUGCAGAAGUUUUAUACCCUGUUGGAAAUGUAAUAGCAGUUCAUAAUAUUCCUCAACGUCGUCAAAAUUUGAUACAUUUGCCCGGCAAAAAUGAGAUAAAUAUAAUUUCUGUUACACCUAACAAAAAAUAUGUUGCAACGUGUGAAGUCGGAGAAAAACCGACUAUAUCCAUUUAUGAUCUACAGACAUUAAAAAGAAAGAAACUUCUUGGAAUACCGUAUGAUGCUCCUGACGUAACUAACUUUACUUGCAUGUGCUUUAGCUUCGAUAAUAAAUAUUUGGCAGCAGUUACAGGAUUGCCUGAUCAAACUAUGCUUUAUUAUAAUUGGGAAAAGGGAAAAGUAGAAUCUAGUUUGAAAGUAGGCAUCCCUCAAAAUCCACUGGCAGUCGUUGAAUUAUUAGCUUGUAAUCCAUCUGAUAUAGGAAUAGUUGCAAUUGGAGGUCCACAGAUAUUUAAAUUUUUAACCCUUUCCGAAACUGUAUGGCGUCCUUAUGGAUUUUCUAAAGCAGACAAUAUACUUAUAUGUUCAAUGACCUGGUUAAAUUCAGACAGAUUAUUACUUGGAACUAAAGAUGGUCGAAUACUAUACUUGGAGAAUGGUGACUUAAAAAAUGUUUACAAAAUGACUAAUACAACAUCCAUGAAUCUUAGAAUUCGGGAAGAAUAUAUUAUACCUGCCAGUAGUUCACUAAUGGAUUUUAAGCAGAAUACUCAUUGGGAAAAUAAUAUUCGUUGUUUACAUGCAUUUUCAAAGGGAUUUGCAUAUGCAUUUGGUUUAAGAACAAUUGUAUUCUUCGAAAAAGAUGGUCAACAUAAAUAUGUAAAAAGAAAUAUUUAUACAAUUCCAUUACAAGUAUCAAAAGACGAUAAUGAAGAUUUAUAUCAGGUCAAUACUAUAAAUAUUAAUAUAAGUUUGGAUCGUCUUAUAAUUACAACUAGUUGGCCACAGUUAUUUUAUGCAAGAUUAUGGGGACCAGAUCUAAAUGUAGAUCCAGAACCACAGAAAUUAAAAGUUAUGGGUCAAGCACUACAUCAUGGACCUAUAAGCAAUUUAUCAAUGUGUACUUGGAAAUCAGUAUUCAUGACCUGUGGAGAACUCGAUAAUAGUGUAAGACUAUGGGAUUUUGAGACAGGAAAAUUAAUUUUACUUAAACAAUAUACAGAAGACAUUUGUGGAAUUUCUUUACACCCCACAGGUCUCUUUUGUUUAAUUGGUUUUAGUGACAAGUUACGCUUUUUGAGCAUAUUAAUAGAUGAUCUAUUACCUAUGGAGGAAUUUCCUAUAAGAUGUUGUAAAACUGUAACAUUUAGUCAUGGUGGUCAUUUAUUUGCUGCUGUUAACGGAAAUAUUGUGCAAGUUUACACUACUAUUGGUUUUGUCAGCUAUUUUAUUUUGAAAGGACACACUAAUAGAGUGAAGGCUUUAUUGUGGUCACAAACUGACACAAAGUUAUUAACAUUGGGUACGGAGGGUGCUAUAUAUCAAUGGAGCAUGAGUACUGGUCGACGUUCUGCAGAAAUAAUUUUAAGAGUGCUUAAUUUAUAUGAUAUUGCUCUGUCUGCUGAUGAAUCGAGUUUAUAUUGCAUUGCCAAUGAUACUUUUAUACACGAGAUAAAAGAUAGUACGAUGGUACGAGAGUAUAAUUUAUCAGAAUUAAUCAUGCACAGUAUGGUAUUAGGAAAAGAGGAUCAAGUUUUAUUUCUUGUUUGUUCUGGAGGUACUAUUGUUUCUGUGAAAUGUCCACUUCAACAGCCAGUACAUUAUGUAGAUUUCAAGAUUCAUUCCGUUGAUAUUACAAAGAUUGCUCUUUGUUACAACGAACAGUUUUUAGUGUCUACCGGUAUUGACGGUAGUUUAUGUAUAUGGAAAGUGUACUAUCCCGAAGGAAAGGGAACAAUAGGUAAAGAGAUAGUAUACACGAAUGAGGUACUGAUUAGUAAAGGUGAUCUGGAAGAGAAAAUACAAACGAUUGACGGUUUGAAUGUAAGAAUGAGGGAAUUGGAAACCGAACACGCGUACAAAAUGCGUCAGAUAGAAGUUCAGCAUAACGACAAAGUGCGAGAUUUACAUCAAGGAUAUUGUGAAGCUAUCGAAGAAUUGAGGGAUAAGAUAAGUAGAAAACAAGAAGAUCAUAAGAGUGAACUUAAUGCGAUAAAUGCUGAGAUAGUUACAAUGAAAGAAAAUCACGAGGAAACAAUGAAACGGGUGGAAAUGAAUUACGAUGCUAAACUUAUAACAGAGUAUGAUAGGUAUUUAGUUUUGGAAAGCAAUAUGAAUGCCAUGCGACAUGAUUAUGAUAAACGUUUGGAAGAUUUAGAAAAACACGGAGUCAAUGAAUUACAGAAAGCAACAACUAAAUAUGAAGGUCUUUUACAUACGAAAAAAUUACAAUUGGAAGAAAGUCAAGAUGAAAUGACGCAUCAAGCGCGAGUGCAUGAACAAAUGACGGCUCAAAUAGAAGAUGAUGCAGACCACGAACUACUAGAAAUAAGAACAACGUACGAGACGCUGUUGCACAAAGAAAUAGAGCUGAAGAUAAGACUGAAAGGAGAGGCUGGAAUGAUGCGUAAUAGGUACAUGGCUAGCCAAAAAGAAGUUGACGAGUUAAAGAGACAAGUGCACCGGGUUCAGAGUGAAUACAGUUAUUUUCAAAAAUCUAUGCAAGAAUUGGAGAAAGAUAAAGAGGACUUGAGGAAAGAAAUAGAUGAGAGGGAUCUUACGGUUCAAAACAGGGAACUGCAAAUAUACGAAUUGAAACGUAGAAAUCAAGAAUUGGAGAAGUUCAAGUUCGUGUUGAAUUACAAGAUUACGGAAUUGAAAAAUCAAAUAGAACCGCGGGACCAAGAAAUCAGGGAACUUAAGGAAAAGAUUCGAGACAUGGAAACAGAGCUCGUAAAUCUCCAUAAGACUAAUGUUAGCUUGGAAUUGCAACUGUACGAGUUAAGAGAAAAAUUGGGUGCCGCGAGACGCGAACAACAAAACGAAAUGCAUCGAAACAAUAGAUGUCAAAAGCUUUUAAAAAGGAUUCGAGUGGAUCUUCUUGAUGCGUCGGGACUUGUGCAAGAUCCGGAAGCGUUAAAAGCUGCUGUAACGAAAUUAUAUCACAUGUACAGUUCAAGUGACGAAUUUUUACGCAGCCGUAAAGCAGAUUUAGACGCACAAUGCGAAUUUAACAAGCAGAGAGAUCAUCUAGAGAGAACGAUAGCUUCUCUAAGAAAACAAGUCUUUCAGGGUACAUCUAGUGGCGGCAAAGGCAUAGAUAAAACGAUGGAAGAAAAUGUCACAUUGCUCACGGAACUAAAUGUUUUGAGGGAGGAUUUAGAAAAUGCAAGGAAACAUAUGUUACAUAUGGAGGGCCUUCUGGGUUUAGCAGCUAAAGAUAUAAAACCAUCAGAAGCGAAAAAGAAAUUAGAGAACGCAUGUUAUGGAUAUGAAGAAUUGCAGGAUAAAUAUAAAGUUCAAAUGCAGGAGUGCCAAAGUAUAAUAAACGCAUUAAAGGAUGACAUGUUUAAUUUAAUGUGCAAAUUGCUAAAAUAAAUUUUUAAAAGCCAUAUACAUAAAUCGAUAAAAUUAUUACUAUAAAUUAAAUGGAUUACAGCCAUGGUGACCAAGUUUCAAAGCUCGAAUGUAAGUAAAAUAUAUAAAAAUGCUGUGUAAUUCCGGUGGUACAUUAUUUAUUUAAAGAAUAAAAAUAUUGGUAACAAAAUGAAAUCUAGAAACACGAUUAGUUAUAAUUACCAAUAUCGUGCCCCUAGAUUGAGAUGAAUGUAUGUACAUUAAUGAUACAUUUACAAAAUAAA
Messenger RNA from Colletes gigas, 3878 nucleotides. It is a transcript of the gene tous, whose product is annotated as cilia- and flagella-associated protein 57. Gene Ontology annotation, molecular function: protein binding. The coding region runs from base 1 to 3615 and encodes 1204 amino acids. The transcript has 4 exons. NCBI's taxonomy places the organism in Eukaryota, Metazoa, Arthropoda, Insecta, Hymenoptera, Colletidae. The record is from RefSeq and is a predicted model, not a curated record.